Messenger RNA from Sarcophilus harrisii (Tasmanian devil), 1212 nucleotides. RefSeq names its product arylacetamide deacetylase. Gene Ontology annotation, molecular function: carboxylic ester hydrolase activity. The record is from RefSeq and is a predicted model, not a curated record. Gene Ontology annotation, cellular component: membrane. Bases 1 to 1212 code for a protein of 403 amino acids. Lineage: Eukaryota; Metazoa; Chordata; Mammalia; Dasyuromorphia; Dasyuridae. The transcript has 5 exons.
AUGGGAUCCAGAACUGUGUGCCUUAUGAUUUCUUGUGCUCUUCUGGCUUGGCAUAUGCAUACAAAUUACUCAGCAAAGUUUGAACAACCCUGGAAGACAAUGAUUAUACAUUCUUUUAUUAAAAUCUCUCUAUUUAUGGGGACAGUUGCUGAAAAUUUGGGCCUAAUGAGCUAUUGGGAAUUUUUAAAUAUCAUAUUUAAAUGGCAAUUACUAGCACCCAUUUCUGAUGAAAAUAUCACAGUGACUGACACAAUAGUUAAUGAUGUCAUAGUGCACUAUUUUGUGCCGAAGAAGAAAUCCCAUGAGCUGAAACGAGCAAUUAUUUAUUACCAUGGAGGAGGUGUUAGUUUUAGCAGCAUUGCCUUUCUCCAAUAUGACACUUUUGCAAGAUUGGCAGCAAACAGGCUGGAUGCUGUUAUUGUAGGACCUGACUUUCGAAAAUUUCCUAAAUAUCUCCAUCCAACUCAGUGGAAUGAUGCUUAUAAUUUUGUGAAGUCUUUCCUACAACCUGAAAAUCUUGCCAAAUAUGGUGUAGAUCCAAACAGAAUCUGUUUUUUAGGAGAUAGUUCUGGUGGUGGUAUGGCAGCUUCUAUGAUCCAACAGGUCAUGAGUGACCCUGAAAUUACCAUUAAACCUAAAAUUCAGGUUUUAAUUUACCCCGGCUUACAGAUGCUUGAUACAGACUUGCCAUCCUAUAGGGAAAAUGAAUUUGGCAUAAUGUUGCCUAAGGCCAUAGCAAUAAAAUUGAUGAGUGAGUAUCAUACCCCUGAUGAAUCCCUUGAGCAAGCCAUGAAGAUUAACCAACAUAUACCUGUUGAAUAUAGCCAUCUCUUCAAAUUUAUUAACUGGAGUAUCUUGCUUCCUGAGAAGUUUAAAAAAGGCCAUGUGUAUAACAACAGAAUUUAUGGAAGUUCUGAAAUGGUAGAAAAGUUUCCAGGGAUUGUAGAUCCUAAAAUAAGCCCAUUAUUGGCCAAUGAUUCAAUACUGAGCCUUCUACCACUAACAUACAUACUCACGUGUCAACAUGAUGUCUUAAGAGAUGAUGGGCUCAUGUAUGUUUCCCGUCUACGCAGCAAUGGAGUACAAGUGUUCCAUGAACACAUUGAGAAAGGAUUCCAUGGAUCUCUCUUCUCCAUUCAUUGGCCAUAUAAUUUAGAUAUUGGUUGGAAAUUAAUAGAUAAUGUACUUACUUGGAUAAAUGAGAAUUUAUAG